UUUUGUAUAGGUGACGAAUGUAUCAUUACUGACCUCACGUCGGACUGAACCAGUGCUACCUCAAUCCUUGAGAGAAAUAUGCAAUUCUUAAAACGGCAGGCGCUGAUGUGGCCAUCUGCUAACUUGUACUGAAGAACCUCCAGCUCUGUGCUGUCAUAUCCAACUCUAUCUACACUUUUGCACAGACCUCACAACUCAAUCAAGAUGCUUUGACAGUACCGCUGGAAGCUGAGAACGUGCCUUGCCAUAUUUAAAUUUGCUUUGUUUAUUGUACGGUUGACGUUGAGAGCCAUGCCUUAUCACGACGAGGAGUAUCCGGGCCAGCCUCUGUGGUGCUGUUUUGCUGCAAGGGUAUGAUCGAAGUCAUCAUUGUCAUCCUCUUCUUCUGGCUUCUCGUGCAGGUGCUCUUCACCAGACAACUCGAAGUUCAUCUUCAAAUUCUCCUUCUGGUUGGGUUGAUCACUUUCUGUCUGAGCUUGCUCCUGGGAUGUAUUCUGUGCUGGUGGCGAAGUCACAUUUGUUGCGAUGAAGACAAAGAAAGCGGGAUGUCAUCUGAGCCUGUGACCUUAGAGCGCUGCGUGCCCUCCUCGGCGAUCCCCUCGUCAUCUUCCAGGCUUCAAUACGACGAGCUGGACGGAGAUACGCUGGACUACACGACCACGUUCACCAGCCCCGCCCCUUUUGAUGAGGAAUUUACCUCCUGGUCUUGCUCUACUGAAGCCCGUUGUGCAUCUGAGAAGAAGGAGCAGACCAAGACUUUUUUCUCUCUGCGCCGCCUCAGCAGUCCACCUCUUUAUAAAUCCAUCGAUAACAACCAUACUUCUCUGCCUUCUCUCCCCAAACUGCUAUCCAAGUCUCUGCAAAGACGGUGCACUGUGACCGGCACCAGACACUCUCCGAGCACGUCCGACGAACCCAUCCCAUUGGUUUCAUUGGACUACGGCUCCAGACGCCAACCGUCAAUAUCGACGACACCUCACCUCAAUUUUACAAUAUUCUUCUCCCCAGACAGACGAACCUUGACAAUCACAGUCCUCAGCCUCACGGGGUCACCACACAGGUUGGAUGAUGUGUCAAUACGAGCCUGUCUUCCACCUCUCCAUCCCUCUUUUAUACAAGCAUCAAUCCAGAGCAACUUCAGUCAAGUCCUGGUUUUAAACGUAAACUCUGCAGAGGAGCUCCAAAGGUGUACUCUAAGACUAGCGGUGGACACGCAGGAUACACAAGGAUUGACGGGCAUCGCGCUGGGGGAGCUGCAGGCUGAAUGUGGAGGAGGAGACUGGAAUACAAGCCAUGAGAUUCACUUCACAAAAGAGCUCCAUUCAAACAAAAAGAAUGCGAUCUACCAAGAUGUACAGAUGUGUAAGGGGCUUAGCUGUCCUCCACAGAUCCUCAUUCUGCUACACUAUAACCUUCACACACAUCGGCUCAAGGUGGCCGUCCUGAGGGCCGACAACCUGGAGAAUCUCGUCCAUACGUCCGCCGCACUAGACUACCAGGUGGUGAUUAAGUUGCAUCAUGAGGGACUCACCAUAAGCAGCAGGGAAACAAAAGGAACCUCGUUUGCUGUGUGGAACUCCUACUUCCUGUUUGACCUUCCUCCAGGAGACAUCAGUCACUUACCACUCAUGUUGGAGUUUAUAAUCAUGCAGAGUCGUGCACGGUCACAAUGUAAAAUCCUCGGUCGAGUCCUCAUCGGUGCUGAGGCUGCAGAGGCGGGAUGUGCUCACUGGAGGGACACGUGCAGUCGACAAGAGGAGCAGUCAUUUUGGCACACGGUUCAACUAGAACCUUCAUAGAAAAAUAUGGGCAAGAUGUACUGUUUAUGAUCUCCAUCCCACAUGCCAAGUUGGAAUUUGCCAUGAAGUGCCGGCGACUUGGCCUUUGAGGUCUCAGCAUGUGUGUUGUUGUGCAUGUUUAAAUAAAACCAAUGCAAUAGUUUUAAAAAAUGACACCAAGAUAUACUAU
Messenger RNA from Syngnathus acus (greater pipefish), 1968 nucleotides. It is a transcript of the gene syt18b, whose product is annotated as synaptotagmin XVIIIb. Lineage: Eukaryota; Metazoa; Chordata; Actinopteri; Syngnathiformes; Syngnathidae. Gene Ontology annotation, cellular component: synapse; axon. Gene Ontology annotation, molecular function: phosphatidylserine binding; SNARE binding; calcium-dependent phospholipid binding. The record is from RefSeq and is a predicted model, not a curated record. Gene Ontology annotation, biological process: cellular response to calcium ion; regulation of calcium ion-dependent exocytosis; calcium-ion regulated exocytosis. Bases 354 to 1799 code for a protein of 481 amino acids. The transcript has 6 exons.